CGCACUCACACGCACCCACCCGCCGCGCGGCCAGGCCACCGGCCAGCCUCUCUGCCCCUCUCUUCUCUCCUUUUCUUCCAUUUUCCGGUCAAACUUUCCGCUCUGUCCCGGUUCUUCUUCGGACCCCCUUCCCCGCCCGGCGGACACCGGCCGGACCGACUAACGGAUUACCGAGUUUCAGAACCGGACCUGCCGUGAUUCGCCGACCCGGCCCAGCGGCGGGCCUCAACCUCUGCCCCCCUCCCUCCCUCUCCAGUCCGACCCAACUUUUUCCUCACCGACCGCCUCCGGUACCGGACGGCGCCGUCAGCGGAGAAAGUUCGCCGCUGUCCCGGAGCAGACCCGGUUAGUGCGGGUUUAAACUUUUCUUUAAGGUGGGGGUUUAAGUUGAGACGCAGCAGCGCCCCCACCCUGCUCCACCGCCUGGCUGUCCCGGUACCGACAGGCCUGCACCAGGAACCACAACCGGAACCACGGCGGCUCCACCAGCUGAUCUUUGUUUAUUUAUUUAUUUAUUUGGGCUUUGAUUUAUUUCCCGGAGCAGGAGAUGGGGGCUGUGUGACCGGAUCAGCGCGUGGCUUCCACGAGACUCGCAGUUUCCUCCGGUGCGUAGAGGGGCAGUGGGCGGAGCUGAAAGAUGGCGGGGGCGUCGGUGAAGGUCGCCGUGCGAGUCCGCCCGUUCAACGCCAGAGAGACGGGACGCAACGCCAAGUGUGUGAUCCAGAUGCAGGGAAACACCACCUGUAUCACCAACCCCAAACAGCCCAAAGAUGGAGCCAAGAACUUCACGUUCGACUACUCUUACUGGUCACACACAGCGGCUGAUGAGCCCGGCUUCGCGUCACAGAGGCAGGUCUAUGAAGACAUCGGAGAGGAGAUGCUGCUGCACGCCUUCGAAGGUUACAAUGUGUGUAUUUUUGCAUACGGCCAGACGGGAGCUGGGAAAAGCUACACCAUGAUGGGGAAACAGGAGCCUGGACAGGAAGGAAUCAUCCCUCAGCUGUGUGAGGAGUUGUUUCAGAGGACAGGAGAAAACACAGAUCCAGACCUGACCUACUCCGUGGAGGUGUCCUACAUGGAGAUCUACUGUGAGCGGGUUCGGGAUCUGUUGAACCCAAAGUCUGUGGGGACUCUGCGGGUCCGGGAGCAUCCCAUCUUGGGGCCCUACGUGGAGGAUCUGUCCAAGCUGGCUGUGACCGAUUUCACCGACAUUCAGGACCUGAUGGAUGCCGGCAACAAAGCUCGGACGGUCGCAGCCACCAACAUGAACGAGACGUCGUCCAGGUCGCACGCUGUCUUCACCAUCGUCUUCACCCAGAAACGGCGAGACCAGAUGACCAGCCUGGACACGGAGAAGGUCAGUAAGAUCAGUCUGGUGGACCUGGCUGGGAGCGAGCGAGCAGACUCUUCGGGGGCAAAGGGCACUCGCCUGAAGGAAGGAGCCAACAUCAACAAAUCCCUGACCACGUUAGGAAAAGUCAUAUCAGCUCUGGCUGAAAUGCAGAGCAGUAAGAAGAGGAAGAGCGACUUUAUUCCCUACAGAGACUCGGUCCUCACCUGGCUGCUGAAGGAGAACCUGGGAGGAAACUCUCGGACGGCCAUGAUCGCCGCUCUAAGUCCUGCUGACAUCAACUACGAAGAAACGCUGAGCACGCUGAGGUACGCCGACCGCGCCAAGCAGAUCCGCUGCAACGCCGUGAUCAACGAAGAUCCCAACGCCAAACUGAUCCGAGAGCUGAAGGCCGAGGUGGAGCGGCUCAGGAACCUGCUGUUCUCUCAGGGUCUGCAGGAGCUGCUGGACAACGCCAUCAACAACAACGGCCUCGGUGGGCUCAUAGGGCUGGGCCCCUCCCCCCUGCAGCUGACUCAUGCCACCAACGGAAUCGCGCCUAAACUUGACUCCGCCCCUCCAGAUGCUGAACUGUUACCCGCAGAAAACCCACCGGCUGACCCCGGUCAGGUCAUCGAAAAUGGAGAGGAAGGAGAGGAGGCGGUUGCCACGGAGCCUAUCAGUAAAGAGGAAGCAGCCGAGAGACUGAUGGAAACAGAGAAGAUCAUCGCAGAGCUGAAUGAGACCUGGGAGGAGAAGCUACGGAAGACUGAAUCCAUUCGUCUGGAGAGAGAGGCGCUGCUGGCGGAGAUGGGCGUGUCCAUAAAGGAAGAUGGAGGAACGCUGGGCGUCUUCUCUCCUAAAGGAACACCUCACCUGGUCAACUUGAAUGAAGACCCUCUGAUGUCGGAGUGUCUCCUCUACUACAUCAAGGAGGGAUUCACCAGAGUUGGACAGCAGGACGUGGACAUCAAACUGUCGGGUCACUUCAUAAAGGAGAUCCACUGUGUUUUUGUGAGUGAGACCAACGAGCAGGGGGAAGUGGUCGUCACUCUGGAGCCGCUGGUGGGAGCUGAGACCUACGUGAACGGGAAGCAGAUCACCGAAGCUGUGGUCCUGAAGCAAGGUAACCGCAUCGUGAUGGGGAAGAACCACGUGUUCCGGUUUAACCACCCGGAGCAGGCGAGGUUGGAGAGGGAGCGCAACGCCACGGCGGAGCAGCAGGAGGAGCCGGAGGACUGGAACUACGCUCAGAGGGAGCUGCUGGAGAAGCAAGGCAUCGACAUCAAGCUGGAGAUGGAGAAGAGGCUGCAGGAUGUGGAGAUCCAGUACCGUAAAGAGAAAGAGGAGGCCGACCUGCUGCUGGAGCAGCACAGACUGUAUGCAGACAGUGACAGCGGUGACGACUCCGAUAAACGCUCCUGUGAGGAAAGCUGGAGGCUGAUCUCCUCGCUGAGAGAGAAGCUACCUGCCAACAAGGUGCAGACCAUAGUGAAGCGCUGUGGUCUCCCCAGCAGCGGGAAGAGGAGGGAACCCCUCAGAGUCUAUCAGAUCCCUCAGAGACGGAGGAUCAGCAAAGACCCCAAACGGGUCACCAUGGAAGACCUGCGCAUGCAAGCCGUCAAAGAGAUCUGCUACGAGGUGGCGCUGGGAGACUUCCGGCACUCCCGUCAGGAGAUCGAGGCGCUGUCCAUCGUCAAGAUGAAGGAGCUGUGCCGCAUGUACGCCAAGAAGGACUCCAACGAGAAGGAGAGCUGGAGGGCCGUGGCCCAGGACGUCUGCGACACCGUGGGCAUCGGAGAGGAGAGGAGCCCCCCCACUGAGGAGGGAGGAGGUGGAGGAGGAGAGCCAGGCGAGGGAGGGGAGAAAGGAAAAGUGUACGACUUGAAGGCUCACAUUGAUAAACUGACAGACAUCCUGGAGGAGGUGAAGCUGCAGAACAACAUGAAGGACGAGGAGAUCAAAGCGCUGAGGGACAGGAUGAUAAAGAUGGAGAGCAUCAUACCCGUGAAGCAGGACGAUGACAUGAACGGAGAAUCUGACGAAUCACCUCAGAGAGACGGGGAAGGGGCGGGCGACAGCCCCAACGUGCCGGAGGUGCGAGUCCAGCGUCUGAUGGAGGAGGACCCGGCGUUCAGGAGGGGGCGUCUUCGCUGGCUGAAGCAGGAGCAGCAGAGGAUCCUGAACCUGCAACAGCAGAACAUCACCAAGAAGCUGCGAGGACAGAACCCGAACCAGGCUCAGAACUCCCCCACCGUCCCAGUUCACCUCCCAGGUACCGGCCGCUUUAUCCCUCCCCAGGAGUGCAAGCUGAAGUUCCCCUUUAAGAGUAACCCCGCCCACCGGUUGUCAUGGGGACCAGCCAGCGCUGCCCUGGAGGCUCUGGGUCUGGUGGAUGGAGGAGAAGGUGGGGAGAAGAGAGAGAACGGAGGAGGAAUAGAGGGUAAAAGUUCUCCCUCACCUCCACCUUCCCUCCAGGGUCAGGCUCCUGGCCUCUUACCCCUCCCCUUCCAAGCUCCACCCCCUCCCAUGCGCACACCAAGCCCUCAUCGUGCUUGGCAACAGCGCAAUCAGGGUAACCAGGGCAGCUUCCACCCCAACCAAGGCAACCAAAACUACCAGCGGCGCCACCGCCGCAACUCUCUGGACAGCUCCACCCCUGGAAACGGUAACCACGACAACAGCCAGCAUCAGGGGCGGCAGAGACAGAGGAGGGGGUUUUCACCUGGGCCAGGGGGAGAGAGAGAAAGGAGGGGAGGAGGAGGAAGGGACAGAGACAGAGAUGGAGGCUUCCAUUUUAACCAGCACCACCAGCACUACCAGUACCACCACCACCACCCCUACUUCAAUCCCCACAAUGCACCAUUCCAACCAGGACCUCACCCCAGCUACCACAGCCUGCCGCGCUCUGGGGUCCCUCAGCUGCCCCCUGACAUGCUCAUGGGGCUGGGGCCUGUGCCGGGUGGGUGGGGCUUCACCACCCCGCCCAGGAUGAGACGGCAGUUCAGCGCACCGGACCUCAAAAACAACAGGGAGACGCCGUCUGACGUCUGAUUGGCCGAGAGAGGCGGGGCCAUCCUCAUGCUGUAGAGAAUAAGCCGUGUGUCUGUGUGUAUGUGCGUGUGCGCACGUUUGCUCUAAGCUUCUACGUCUGCACAGGUUAGCCGUUGCCAUAGCAACACUGAUGUUUUUUUCUUUGUCAGUCUGUGGAUUAGGCUCAAUGUUUAUUAGAUAUUGAUUAGCAAACAUACCAGCUGCUGGUAUCCUAAAAGAGGGCGGGAUUUUCCGGAUGAAGCUGGUUCUUAAAGACAGCCUCUGCAAUAGCUUCAGUUAGCCGUUAGCUUUUAGUUAGCGCAGCCUGAUUUAUAUCGUGUUACGAACGGAUUAGAACGAGGAUAGCUGAUGUUUCCAGAGGAAAAAUGGCAAGUGAAUGUGAUUAACCCUUAAAACUCCCUGCCUUUUUAUUUUCUAAACUAAAACUAUUUGUAAAAGCUAAACCUUUUUAACCCCAGCCAGCAUCCGACAUGAUGUUUCCAGCCUCAGCUGUCAGAUUCUGAGGCUAAAAUGAUGUAAAAUGAAUGUAUGAAUAGAUAUAGCAGCAUAAAGGCCGACCAGAAGAAGAAAGCAGAAUUUAUUACUAACAGAAC
This is a messenger RNA of Melanotaenia boesemani (Boeseman's rainbowfish), 4977 nucleotides long. RefSeq names its product kinesin-like protein KIF1C. Gene Ontology annotation, cellular component: microtubule; kinesin complex; axon. The record is from RefSeq and is a predicted model, not a curated record. Bases 638 to 4384 code for a protein of 1248 amino acids. Gene Ontology annotation, biological process: microtubule-based movement; cytoskeleton-dependent intracellular transport; vesicle-mediated transport. The transcript is spliced from 28 exons. Lineage: Eukaryota; Metazoa; Chordata; Actinopteri; Atheriniformes; Melanotaeniidae. Gene Ontology annotation, molecular function: microtubule binding; plus-end-directed microtubule motor activity; ATP binding.